This is a messenger RNA of Paramecium sonneborni, 684 nucleotides long. The record is from the annotation of a GenBank genome assembly. NCBI's taxonomy places the organism in Eukaryota, Ciliophora, Oligohymenophorea, Peniculida, Parameciidae.
AUUUGUCAUACAUAAGAUGGAGCAUAUAUUAAUAAAGGCUGAAGGUGCUGAAAAUUAUGGUUCAAUGGAUAUGUCACCAGAAUGCAAACCAAGACCUUUAAGAGAUAAUAGUUCAUUUGGAGAAUAUGUGAUCAUAGCGAAAACGAUAUUUUUAGGACCUCAUUGUUAUAUUAUAUAAAAUAUUAUAGGGCCAUUAUUUGCUGGUACUUUGAUUGGAUUCAAUAUAUUUGCCUACAUUUUGAUGAGAUAAUAAAAAGCUUUGGGUAAUGAUAUAACUUUUGCAAUAAUAAUUACUAUUGCAUAAUCAAUAUUUUAUUUGGGUGUAGGAUUAGCUAAUCCUGGAAUUUCAAAUGAUUCAUCUUUAAAUUAAUAAUACUUAGGAUAGUUGUAUACUUUGUCAAAUAAGCCAUAAUAGAGAAAUGUUUGGUAUUGUGAAAAAUGUUAAAAAAUAUAACCAGCUCGUUCUGAACAUUGUCCAUUUUGUAAGGUAUGUAUUACAAAUUAUGAUCAUCAUUGUCCUUGGACAGGAAAAUGUAUUGGAGGUGAAAAUCUCUUUCAUUUCUGGGCAUUUCUUAUCUCAACUGUAGUUUUCUUCACCUAUUUUAUUACAUUAAUCCUAAACUAAAGAGAGAAAGCCCUAGCAAAAUGAUUUAGUUUAUUAAUUUAUAAUAAAUACCUUAGGAC